CUAGUUAGUUGUCCUAAUCAACGCUCUUCGUCCAACUUGACAAAUGGCUCUUCUGUCGCCCCAUUUCGAGCUCCAGGAGGUUACGAAGCAUGAUAUGAGCCUAGCGUCUAUUUGUUGGGGAUUUACACUUGGAUUCGGGUUCCUCACGACAUGGGAAGCUAUUAGGCAAACUAUACGGGCUAGAACCCCUUGGAAGUCUAUCUAUGUGUGGAUGAUAUGGGGUGAGAUUUUCGUCUGUCUGGCAUUUUCAAUUAUUUGCUGGAUGUAUCUCGAUGGGACGAUAGGACCAAGUUUUUGGUUUUAUUUUUUUAUCUUAACACUCUGGGCACUCCAAGUCCAGCUUCUCCUUCAAAUUAUCAUCAACAGAAUCACAGUCAUUGCAGCAGACAAACACCGCGCGGGACUAAUAAAAUGGGGGGUUGCAGCCUUGAUCACAGCGGUAAACAUCUCAGUUUACUGCAUCUGGAUCCCCGCACGUCUCCAAAUAUCUCACAGAUACAUCCACAUCAAUGAAAUCUGGGACCGCUGCGAAAAGGUCAUAUAUCUAGUCGUCGACGCCAUUCUUAACUGGUACUUUAUCAACACGGUCAGGCAGCGGCUCGUCAAGCAGGGCAGUGGUAAAUACAACAGACUUGUAAAGUUCAACGUGCGGAUUAUCUUCUUGUCGUUGACCAUGGAUUGUCUGAUUAUCGGAACUAUGAGUCUUAAGAACGGAUUUGUCUACAUGCAAUUCCACCCACUGGCCUACACCGUUAAACUCAUGAUUGAAAUGUCCAUGGCAGACCUCAUCCGUACCAUCGCGCGAGAGAAGAACGAAUUCAAGUCCGCCAACCAAAGCUACCAACUCAGUGCCAAUGGGAAAAGCCGAGGCCGUCGGGAUGGGAACCUCUCACAUAUGGUCGGAGUAGAAGUCGGAGGUGGGGCGGGUCUUACUUCCGUCUCAGGGGUAGUAGUUCAAAAGGAGGUCAUCGUCGAAAGUCGCAGUAUGGACCAAGCUAGCGAAGCAUCGACUUCGAAAGAUAACGUUCAUCAUCAAGAGCAGGAAGAUGAAUCACCAUUGCGGACUGAGACCUGGGAAGUCAACAGCCCCUAG
Molecule: messenger RNA, 1093 nt
Organism: Tuber melanosporum (Perigord truffle)
Lineage: Eukaryota; Fungi; Ascomycota; Pezizomycetes; Pezizales; Tuberaceae
Exons: 6
Coding region: 44-1093 (349 amino acids)
Source: RefSeq, a predicted model, not a curated record